GGGGGGGAGCCCAGCGGUUCAGGGUUUAGCGGGGUCACGGCUCCCGUUCAGAGAAGGACAAGGAGGCUCCUCAGGAUCUGUGUAGGGAGGAUCCGCUCUGGGGAGCGAGGCCGAGGCCAUGCUGUGCACGGCGCUGGUCAUGGCCGGCAGCCUGGCGCUCACCACGGCCGUGGUGGCCCACGCCUACUACCUGAAGCACCAGUUCUACCCCACCGUGGUGUACCUGACCAAGUCCAGCCCCAGCAUGGCCGUGCUGUACAUCCAGGCUUUCGUGCUGGUGUUCCUGCUGGGCAAGUUCAUGGGCAAGGUUUUCUUCGGGCAGCUGCGCGCGGCCGAGAUGGAGCACCUCCUGGAGCGCUCGUGGUACGCGGUGACCGAGACCUGCCUGGCCUUCACCGUCUUCAGGGACGACUUCAGCCCGCGCUUCGUCGCCCUCUUCACCCUCCUCCUCUUCCUCAAGUGCUUCCACUGGCUGGCCGAGGACCGUGUGGAUUUUAUGGAGAGGAGCCCCAACAUCUCGUGGCUCUUCCACUUCCGAAUCGUCUCCCUGAUGUUCCUGCUGGGAAUCCUGGACUUCCUCUUCGUCAGCCACGCCUACCACAGCAUCCUGACCCGCGGCGCCUCCGUCCAGCUGGUCUUCGGCUUCGAGUACGCCAUCCUGAUGACCAUGGUGCUGACCAUCUUCAUCAAGUACGUGCUGCACUCCGUCGACCUGCAGAACGAGAACCCCUGGGACAACAAGGCCGUGUUCAUGCUCUACACCGAGCUCUUCACCGGGCUGAUCAAGGUGCUGCUCUACAUGGCCUUCAUGACCAUCAUGAUCAAGGUGCACACCUUCCCGCUCUUCGCCAUCCGCCCCAUGUACCUGGCCAUGAGGCAGUUCAAGAAGGCCGUCACGGAUGCCAUCAUGUCCCGCCGGGCCAUCCGCAACAUGAACACGCUGUACCCCGACGCCACGGCCGAGGAGCUGCAGGCCAUGGACAACGUGUGCAUCAUCUGCCGGGAGGAGAUGGUGACGGGCGCCAAGCGCCUGCCCUGCAACCACAUCUUCCACACCAGCUGCCUGCGCUCGUGGUUCCAGCGGCAGCAGACGUGCCCCACGUGCCGCAUGGACGUGCUCCGCGCCUCGCUGCCCCCGCAGCCGCCCCCCGAGGCACCGGCGCCGGCGCCGGCCGCGGCGCAGGGACCCCCCAACUUCCCGCAGGGGCUGCUCCCUCCCUUCCCGCCGGGGAUGUUCCCGUUCUGGCCGCCCGUGGGGCCCUUCCCGCCCGGCCCCGCCGCUGCUGCCCCGGCCCCGCCCGGCCCCGAGGCCGCCGGAGCCGCU
This is a messenger RNA of Passer montanus (Eurasian tree sparrow), 1324 nucleotides long. It is a transcript of the gene SYVN1, whose product is annotated as synoviolin 1. Lineage: Eukaryota; Metazoa; Chordata; Aves; Passeriformes; Passeridae. The annotation marks the transcript as partial. Gene Ontology annotation, cellular component: cytoplasm. The record is from RefSeq and is a predicted model, not a curated record. The transcript has 12 exons.